GUCGUCUCGGCUUUAGCAGUGAAGGCAUACAAUUGAGCAGUAAAUCACAGUUUAGUUCAGGAUGAAGGAAAGCAAGCCCCUAGUAGUAAGAUACUGUCCCUACAAGCCCCUGCCCUAUCACAGAUCAGUACAACAGAAGGCGUUACACAAACCUGUACGUAAACUAUUGAAAACCCCGAACCCCUGCCCCGGACCAACGUCCAUUACGGAGAAGAAGACAGAACAGUCAAGUUACACUUCAGACCUGGUGACACAGACGUUACAAGCUAUCAGUUCCCUUUAUCCCGCUGACCAAAACACCAGAGUGCAUUGGGACCUCCCCUCCUCUAAACAACCUCCAGUAUCCUCCUCUCAUCCUCUUCACAACGUUACCUUGGUAACAACACCAGCCGACUCUCCUGACGAUCUGUCAGAUGUUUUGGAGGAGGUUCUUGACCUCUGGGCGGCGCUAAACAAAUCUAACCCUGACCUUGGUGCCCCGCCUAGUUGCCAUGGCAUUCUGAAUGAGGAAUGAAGAAGAGAACGGCAUUGAAGAACUGAAAGCUUCCUUGAACUCUUGGAGUUGAUGAGUUAUCGAGGGAUAUGAGAUUCUCAGUUUGAAGAAUGGAGAUUGAUAAGACGAUGAGACACGGUUUUUUUCAGUGUGAGAAUAUUUGACAGAAGUACAGCUGAGAAAACUACACGAUCUAACAGAAACAGCUUAUAAACACUGGCAACAGCGUAUAAACACGAUGCAAAUAAGUUAUAAACACGAGCUUCGCCCUUUAACUCUAGUCAUUGGAAACAGAUUGAAUUCAUUGACGUACUGAGACUAUAAUUAUGUUAUUGAUUGCUAAUUGCUAUUAAGUUAAAGCUUAAUAACCGAUAUUCGGCUUCAUUGAAAUAAGAAAUAUUUGAUCAUUAAUUGUAUUAAUUGAAAUGUUUGUUCGAUGAUUAAAUUUAAUGAUUC
Molecule: messenger RNA, 949 nt
Organism: Bolinopsis microptera
Lineage: Eukaryota; Metazoa; Ctenophora; Tentaculata; Lobata; Bolinopsidae
Exons: 4
Coding region: 62-514 (150 amino acids)
Source: RefSeq, a predicted model, not a curated record